Messenger RNA from Blastomyces dermatitidis ER-3, 3327 nucleotides. Its product is annotated as CAMK protein kinase. Gene Ontology annotation, cellular component: chromosome passenger complex; spindle midzone; spindle pole centrosome. The transcript has 3 exons. The coding region runs from base 1 to 3327 and encodes 1108 amino acids. NCBI's taxonomy places the organism in Eukaryota, Fungi, Ascomycota, Eurotiomycetes, Onygenales, Ajellomycetaceae. Gene Ontology annotation, molecular function: protein kinase activity; ATP binding; protein binding. Gene Ontology annotation, biological process: mitotic spindle organization; regulation of cytokinesis; protein phosphorylation. The record is from RefSeq and is a predicted model, not a curated record.
AUGGAUGAAGCAACGCAGCUUUCAACGCAACCAUAUGCCGACCCUCGGCGGAUAGGGCUCAACAACUCCGGGCUUGAUGAAGAGGAUGUUCCCGACAUCAUCUGUGUUUUACAUCCGAACUCCAUGGCAGCCCACAAUGCUGUAUCUGCGACUGCGCGUUUUGGCCCACAGCAUAUCUUACAAAGGGACAAUCUUGAAAACGACACCGGACUUCCCAACAGCUCUCCCGGGGACAUCGCGUUGAGGCUUUCAUCCUCUGUAAAAGACGUGAGUAUGGGCUUUUGUUUCGGUCGUAAUCCUAAUCGCUGCGAUAUAGUCCUCGCUCGGGAUGAUAGCGAAAAGAAGAUAUCAAAUGUGCACUUUCGGAUCUAUCUAACGCGCGACAAUAUCUUGAUGCUACAAGACACUUCAACCAAUGGGACCCUUGUAGAUGACAAAGUUGUUCGGAAAGAUAAUAAGUAUGGUGCUUCCUCCACACAAAUGCUCGUCCCCGGCUCUAUCAUUCACGUGGCGAAUGAUUCGACCACUGGCAUCAAGUUCAUAGUCCGUAUUCCUCCUCGGGAUGGCUUUGAGCGUGAGUACACACAGAAUGUGAUUCACUACAUGAACCGAGUACAAAACGCAUCCAAAAAAUAUGGAGAUGGUGGAGCAAAGCCUGGAAAGGCGGCACAACGUAAUGGUUAUCUUAUUGUCCCUCAGCAAGGCGGCAAUACUCAUGGGAUGCACUGGAAUGGCGGUUCCAAGUAUAAUGUCACGGGACAGGUUGGUAAAGGCGCAUUCGCCACGGUUUACAAACUCGCAACGAAAAACGACGGCAUGGUCUACGCUUGCAAGGAGCUCGACAAACGGCGCCUUAUGAAGAAUAAUAUUUCAGACCACAAAGUUAACAAUGAGAUGUUGAUCAUGAGCGGAUUACGACAUCCGAAUAUUGUCGAAUUCAGAGACUAUCAUGAUCACGAUAACCGUUGGAUCUAUAUCAUCAUGGAGUAUGUCCCCGGUGGCGAAUUAUCCGCCUAUCUUAAUCAAUGUCAUCACCUCGCGGAGGAGCAGGUAAAAACAAUCUCUCGACAAAUCUUACAUGCCCUCCAAUACCUUCACAGACGGAAGAUAACACAUCGUGACAUCAAACCGGAUAACAUUUUAAUCCAGUCAUUUGAUCCCUUACAUGUUAAGCUUUCAGAUUUUGGCCUCUCCAAGGUCGCCCAGGAAGAAUCCUUCAUGAAGACGUUUUGUGGAACGCUCUUAUAUUGUGCCCCUGAAGUUUAUCCAGAGUACGACAACUAUAGGCGGGGCGAGGCAAGGAAAAGGCGACGUGCUGCUGAUUCGGUCCCUAGAACAUCGCCGUACGAUCAAUCGGUCGAUAUGUGGUCUUUUGGUGCAGUGUUAUUUCAUAUCCUCUGUGGAACUGCGCCCUACGCUGGCCGAGGAGAUGAUAGGGGUGCAACUAUGCUGCGCAAUAUAAUGACAACCGAUGCAGAUUAUGACUUGCUUCGAAAAGCUGGAGUAUCGGACAGUGGUAUUAAUUUUGUUUCGAAGCUUCUUAAUCGCGAUCCGAGAGCUAGACCCAAGGAGCCCGAGUGCUUCCAACACCCGUGGAUCGUUAACGUUCCAGACGAACUUGAUUACACAGAGUUCGACGGUCCCAAAGUUCAGGAUAUCGACACAACUUUAGCUGCCGUAGGUGAGGCUAAUGAAGAUGAAGAAGCAGAUAGGCUUGACGCCUCUCGCCUUCAUCUUAAUGAUAAAGUUGAUGAAGAUUUAAAUGAAGAAAUUGAAGAUCAGGAGCAUGGGGUUGAGGACGAAACACCCACUGACCACAAGGACGUCAAAAGACAGCGACUUUCUCACUAUCCUGAAGAUGCAAGCCAGCACGUUGUAAUGGCCCAAGUUCCAGCUAUAAUCAAAUAUCCUUCGUUGCCAGACCUUGGUAGCUAUGAUCUAGGCUCUGGUCUCGGUGGCCAAGGAACUCAGCCGCCCAUGCCACGUCUUUUUGGGGAGAUAUCCGGGCCUGCUCUGAGGAGUUCCGCCGCAUUUGAAGGAAACGCAAACCGACCAGCAGCAAUGUUUGACUUCCAGCCUCGUUUCCAAGAUGAGGAUGUUUAUGAUGACCCUUCCUCAGAGAUGGAGUCGUCUCUAAGUUUCAGCAGUAUUGAUAAUCCAGCAGAGCUACAACAUCAACAACUGCCUAUCGGGUUGGAGCGGGGUGCUUCUGCCCCAAGUUUAAUGGGAGCGGAAUCACUAGUGGGUCAGUUGCACAUGGAAUCUCCUGAUGUCAGAACACCAAUCUCCACAGCCCAUAAUAGUAAUAAUCCAACCACCCCGGAAUCUUCCGUGGGCAAUGCACCCUCGUCCCAAGCCCGGGAAUCAAAAUCUGGCGGCCACGACGAGGCUAAGAAAAGGAGUUCAAGCCAAAAACCUGGUGGGCUCGACUCUACCGACCAAGCACAUCGAAGAUCAGUCGGCCAGGAAUCCAUCCCUACCCCGAAAGUUACGCCCAGAAAUCUCACCAAUCCAUGUUGUCUUGUGCGUGAACAAACAUCUAAAUCGUUCGACCCGAAACACCUGCUCGAGCUCGCCACCACUAUCGACGAGCACACUGGAGAGGAAGUCGCACAGGUCGAUGGUUCGAAUACCCCUGAAGAGCCGAGCGAGGCGAACGAGACGAAUACGCGGUUCGCCUCCAGGAUCACGAGUCCUGCAAACUCCCCGAGACUCACCCCUCCCUUCGGAGCGCUCAUAUCACUUCCCGGUUCAAUCACAGAUGUAUCACUCCACCUCGAAUCACGCAUGACAUCAUGGGGCCGAGGACCAAGAGUCAAUGUUCGUUACUCUGAUCCUAUGGAUAGCCGAAUCCCGGCCUACGCCCUCGAACUCACUUUCUGGGCACCGUCGAUCGAAUCCCGCAUCGCAGCCGGUGAAGACUGGCGAAAGGUUCCUGGUGUCAUGGCCAUCCUCUCUACCAAGGCGAGCAAUUGCAUUUGGGUUAAUGACGUGGAGCUACGCAAGGAGACGCCGGCGAAGGAUGCGCGUCUCUUCGGAAAACUGUACACAGGCGAUAUAAUCACGGUAUUUAGGGAUCGUGAGCGCUAUCUGCGCUUUCGAUGCGAGUUUUAUCACGGGGAAAGCAUGAAGCUGCGGCCGCUUGAGGAAAAAGGGUUUCUUAUUCAAAAGGCGAAGUAUCCGAAAAGUGGGAGCAAGGGAGACGGGAGUUUGAAAACUGAGCAGGCUGCUGGCAACACCACAACGACGGCGCCCACCAUCGCUCCAGAGACGGACGGGGAGAAGAGUGUUGAUUGGAAAGACAAUAAGAAGGAUAAGAAGAAAUAG